Cuscuta epithymum is the source of this 727-nucleotide messenger RNA. The record is from the annotation of a GenBank genome assembly. Lineage: Eukaryota; Viridiplantae; Streptophyta; Magnoliopsida; Solanales; Convolvulaceae.
CCCGAUUAAGAACUCAGAACUUCUCACCUAAUAGCAUGCAUCACCGAUCCCAGAUGUUUAGGAGCAAACGUAUUCAAUUUGUAAUCUGGUUUCUUAUCCGGUCUCACCUCUGAUGUCACAUGCAUAGGAGCCCAAUCCUAUGCCCCUACGUAUUCACUUCGGUUACUCCGGUGAGUCUCAAACCGAUCCAGGUUGGGCUUGGAGGGAGAUCUAUGGAGACAAGUUGUUGUAUGACACUUCUGCUGGGCUGGAAGGCGUGGAGGACGGCGAGGAGGUAUGCUCAGCAGUGGCGGAAGGAACACGAAAACAUGCACUGGCCAUGGUUGACCAUGACACUUUUAAAGGUUCUUUCGCUUCAUCUUCUAGUUGUGAACUGUUUGCGGGUGACAAGGGGCUGAAAUCAACCACAUCCAAGGGCAAGUCGUUGAGAUCAAAGGAGAGUGCAAAAGGAAGUGGCAGUGAAGCCACAUACUGUUCUUGACCUGUGUCCAUUGAAUCCUUGUAUUGAAUACUAAUCACUUGUAAUGAAUGUGGUGUAUAUAUAGAUGUAGACCAUUGGUAGAUUAGAAAGUGCAAAAACUUUUGAAGUUUAAUUUUGGAGGGAGUUUCAAUUUUUUGGCAACCAAAUUGUCUUGGAAGAAAAUUGGUAUGCAUUGUAGCGUACCAUCUUGUCUAAUUAGACAUUGUACUUUAAUGCCUAGGAUGUUUUUACUUAGACUAUAAUUUG